This is a messenger RNA of Epinephelus lanceolatus (giant grouper), 4181 nucleotides long. RefSeq names its product GTPase IMAP family member 8. Gene Ontology annotation, molecular function: GTP binding. The record is from RefSeq and is a predicted model, not a curated record. Lineage: Eukaryota; Metazoa; Chordata; Actinopteri; Perciformes; Serranidae.
AUCUGUCCUCCUGACUGCAGUCUGCAUACAGUGCCACACUCUUGCUGCUGCUGCUGCUGCUGUGUGAUACGGGCAAGUGGGAGGAACAGCUUCCUGUGUUUUGACUUAAAAAAAAGAAAUGACGAGACAUCUUCCUGGAGCUGCUGCAGCAGGGGUGGAUUUGGCUUCCAGACUCCUGCAUUGCACAAUCUUUCCCCUCUGCUUGGACAGAUAAAUAAGACGGAGGAGACGGGGAGAAGCCACAGAGGAAAGGACAGGGAAGAGCCACAGUGGGGUGAGGGGGUGUGGAGGAUAAUAGAUUAAAAAAAAAGGGGGAGAGAGAGGGGGAGAGGUUGAAUGGCAAAGGAGGUAUGAGGAGAGAAAGGGAGGCAGACACAGGGAACAGAGGAUAGAGUGAGUUCCACUGCAGUAGAAUGAGGGUGAGAGUGAAAGAGAGAGCCAAGAAGCAUUCGAGCUGCCAGCCUUUCACACACCACUCAGGAUCCGUCGCUUUCUGAAGGGGCACGAAGAGGAAUCCACCGUGGAGGCGAGAAGGAGAAGGAGGAGGGGGGCAGAGGAGGAGGAAGCCAGAGGUUCUACACACAAGAUGGCUGCUGUGUCCUCUGCCUCUGACACUGGGGACCCCAGGGGCCGCCACCCCCCUGAGCGCAGACUGCUGAUCCUCGGGGGGCCCCAGUCUGGAAAGACCUCCACCGCCAACAGCAUCCUGGGCGACGAGGUCUUCGACGCUGGGACGGAGACGACUCACAGCAAUGUGGGCCAGACGGAGAUCUACGGCCGACGGGUCACUGUGGUGGACACGCCGCCGUGGGCCAUCCCCAACGACCCGGAGGACACUGGCGAAGCUGACAGCAGCGACAACGCCGCCGCAGAGUUGGACAACCCACAGCGGCCGGCGCCGAGCCUGGACAGCGAGGGGCCGUGCAUGGGGGCCAUUCUCUGCCCUCCUGGACCCCACGCCAUCCUGCUGGUGGUGUCGGUCACCCAGCCCUUCACUGACAUUGAGAGGAGAGCCGCGGAGGAGCAGCUGGGGGCGCUGGGUGGGGGGACCUGGAGGUACUCCAUGGUGGUGUUUACCGGGGUGGACAAGCUGCCGAAGGGGGUCUUCAUUGAGGAGCACAUAGCGAACACUGGAGAGGCCCUGCAGUGGCUGGUGGAGAGAUGUGGAAGCAGGUACCACGCUUUUGAUAACACUCGGAAAGACACAGAAGACAACACGCAGGUCCCCGAGCUCAUGGAGAAGGUGGAGGAAAUGAUCACUGACAACCAAGGCUGGUACUUUGAGGUGAAUGAGUUGAUUUUACUGGAGGAGGAGCAGGCCAGGAGAGCUCUGGAGGAGGAGAGGAUGAGGAUGGAGGAGCACGCCAGACAGAGGGAGCAGAUGAUCGGAGGGCCUCCCAGAGAGCUCAGACUGCUCCUGUUAGGCUGGAAGGGUGUUGGGAAGAGCUCAGUGGGGAACUCCAUCCUGGGUCGUCGGUACUUUGAGUCAGGCCAGGAGACAGAGCUGUGCCUCAGGAGGCAGGCGCUUGUGUCCGGCCGUCGGAUCACAAUUGUCGACACCCCAGGCUGGGAUUGGUUCUCAGUGAGGCGGACCCCGAAGCGUAUCCGCCAGGAGUCCCAGCGCGGGGCUGCCCUCCUGCGACCUGGACCCCAUACCCUGCUGCUAGUCCUCCCCGUCGUGUCAUCCCUCACCGCCAGGAAGAGGCGGACACUCCUGGCCCACAUAGAGACUCUGUUUGGGGACAGCGCGUGCCUCCACACCAUGGUGCUGUUCAGCUGUGGUGAUUGGCUGGGCCGCACGCCCAUCGAGGAGCACAUCCUUAGAGGAGGGAGGGAGCUGCAAAGACUACUGGAAUACUGUGGGAACUAUUACCACGUCCUGGACAGUAAGACUCCUGGCAAGGACAGGAGUGUGUCAGUCCUACUGGAUAAGAUAGAGGAGAUGAUCAGAGAGAACGGGGACAAGGCCUUCCUCCCCAUACAGACUGAGUGGUUGAGCGAGGAGAGCUCUUACUCCUCCGACAACACCGAGCCCGAGGACGACUGUCGAGGAUGCCAGCUGCAGUGACACCACCGCACUAAAAAGGCAUGUGGUCCAGCUUUUUAUCCUCAUUCUGAGUCUUUGACAGGCCCAAACACCACCUCACGUAACUUAAACCUCAUCUUGAUAUCCCAGCACCAACUCCGAAGAGUCUUAGGGGAAACAAACGGCUCGGACUGGGCGAGUCUCGACAUGAGUAGCUCUUUGUUAAAAAGACCAAACUGAUCGCUGAGCAAAACCUCGACCUGGACUGAAAGUGCAAAGACACUCUCCUCGAACCAAAAGAGGAGGAGAAAUAUUCUGCUUCUGCUUCAAGGGACCAGAGCUCGAUCCCUGUUUGUGAGCAUGUACACAACUGCUGCUAAAGAGACCCUGUUUCAACACUGCAGAGUAAAGAAUUACUCAUCAUCGUUACUAUGUUUUCAGACCGCACUGAUACAAGUUGAAAGUAUAAAAAAUGAAAAUCAAAAGAGGACAAUAUUUAGUCAGAUUUGAUGGUAGGACUUAUGUCUGCAGAACCUUUGUCAGUUUUGGUUACUGGAAGACUAAGAGUAUGUGUGACUUGUACCACAAAUUGGGGCUGGAUUUUACUAUAUAGUCAUCCCCUUCUAUAUAAAGUGCCAUUUCUGUCAUUUUCUUUGAAUCAGUUUGAACCAAAUGGGGAUUGAACCAAUCCAAAAUGUGACAAGUGCAGCAAACAUAGUGAUGUGUACUGGAAUCUGUGCACACACACGUCAAAAAAAAAAAAAAGCUUGAGUUGCUUGUGCACUCCCGUAUCAUGACAGUACACAUUCAGACAUGAGUGAUAUUAAAAUUCUCGUCAUAAACAUUUGAUUCGUUUCAGCUCAGGGAGUCGGGGCCAAAUUGCUUCCUCCGGGGCAAAUCUGGUACAUUUACAGAAAUGCUGAUUAAUGCUGAUUGCUAAACUGCAGAGUCGCAUAUUAAUUCAGAGUGGAGGGUUGUUGGGUUUUUUUUUUCUGGGAGGAUUUGCUUCAGUUUGCUGGAAGUGAAAGAGAGUUUGCACUUUGCUUGUGAUUGAUUCCUUUGGUUCUCCUGUGCUGAAAACUGAAUCCAUCCCCAGCAGUAAAUACAGUCACAACGAGCCCACCUCUGCUGUAGCAUCCGUGCUCACCUGGAGCGUGAACAGUUACAGGCCGUAUUGAAACUGUGUGCAGUCUCAGAUCCCUGCGGAGCAGCUCAGGCUGGCUCGCCGUUUUCAUGCAUCCAGUGCAUUUAUUUAUCGACAAGGUAGAUUCAGCUACGUGCCUCAGCAUCAAAGCGUGAGAGUGGGAGUACUGUGCAGCCCUGCGGCAGGGCAGUAUCCUAUAGGCUACAUCAAGCUUUCGCAUGCUACUGAAACAACAUAACCUCAUGAACCAUGGGAGCUCACUCACAUAGGGCUUUUACUACCUUUUCUACAUCAGUGAGACAUCUGUAUCUGACAUCAGCUGCGAUGUUUUUCAAAAGAUUAAAAUAUAUAUACUCAGCUCUGAGAGGCAUGUUAAGACGACGCAUGCAGAUAAACGAGUGCCUAUAGAGCUGAAGGCAACCUCACUUCUUACUCCUCUGACUCUUGCUUGAGAAAGCCUAUGUGAACCUCUGGUAACGACAUCACAUCCGUCUACCUUUUACGACUGCAAAAAAAAGAUAAAGUGUACAAAAAAAAAAUCACACUCUGAAAGGUACGAAUAAAAGCAUAUAUGAUAUAUAUGACCGACACCACUGCCAUGCUGUAAAAUCUUAUUUUCUACAAAUGAUGUAGCCUAUAAAAGAAACCCUGACACUGCGUCCCCUCUGCUUUACCGCCUCUGUGCUUCAUCUAGUGAUGUAGGCUACCGCAGCACUUUGUGUGACGAGCAUGACUUUACAAUUUGAUAUGAGGAUGUUUCAAACAUUCAUUUGGAGUCUUAGAGUCCCACCUCACUUGUGAAUAUAUUGUAUAAGUCGUGUAUAUUUACAGUGUAAGACAUGUUGCGUUGUAACGCUUUUAGCGGAGCAUUUUGCACUGUGUAAGUUCGACCACUUUACCGUGGCCAAAGUGAUGUUACUUCCUGUGUGGUCCUUCCUAAAUGGUGAUUGCAUCAUCAGUACUUUGCUCAUCCUCAGACAACAAUAAAAGAUAUGGAUAUAUUGUUGUGUA